AUGAGGAUAAAGGGCCGUUUCUUCAUCAACCUGCACUGUUCGCACGAAGGUAGACUCGACAAUGAGAAGGAACCGUUCUAUGCAAGGCUGAAGGCAUCGUACGACUGCUGCUCGCCUCCGGACAUCAAGAUCGUCAUUGGGGAUAUAAAAGCCCAGGUCGUUCCACGUGAUUGGUGUGUCGAUCGAGAUGGCUUUCCCGGGCGGUGUGUUAAAUUAUCGAAGUGUAAGGCUCUUGCCGAUAUCUAUAAGAUCCCACCGAAAGCGCGAUGGUACAAUUCACGCCUACCAGAAUUAAUUUGUGGACCCUAUUCAAAAAAUCCUUACGUGUGUUGUUUGGAUCAUAGAGAAGACUAUGAGCUACAGAAUCUCCAAUCCAACUUGGUUGAAACGACAACCAAUGUUCCAGUGACCACACCCUCAACGCAGUUAGAAAAUCUAGACAGCAAUAUUCAGUUCACUGAUAUCGGAGAGUUUCCCUGGUCAGCAUUAAUCCAGUACAUCAAGCCGCAAGGCUUUCUUGGGUUCCACUGUGGAGGUACCCUAAUCAACGAGCGAUUCGUUGUAACGGCUGCUCACUGUAUUAAUGCGAUUCCACCAAUUUGGAAAGUAUAUCGCGUUCGGUUGGGUGAAUAUGAUACGAAGAAUAAGGAGGUUGACUGUGCGAAUGGACAUUGCGCCGAUAUGCCCAUGGACGUUGAGGUCGAUCAGGUUGUGGUUCAUCAGAACUACACCACACGCCAGAUUAGCCAGUAUGAUGACAUCGCCCUGAUCAGGCUCAUGCAAAGCGUUCAGAUGACAGCAUUCGUGCAGCCGAUCCAGCUUCCACCCAACCAGAUGGAGGAUAUGCUGGACGAAACUAAAAUGCCAAUUGUCUCCGCCGGUUGGGGAAGAACUAAAACCGGUGAUGCAAGUAACGUGAAAAUGAAAGUUCGACUCGAUAUCAGCGAUUUGAGUGCUUGUGCAGAUGCUUACCGGCAGGCCGGUGCAGAGCUUAUGGACACGCAAUUGUGUGCUAGUGAAUGGCAAGGAACGGGCGUCUGCAGUUGUGACUCUGGCGGACCUCUGAUGGCGCAGAUGGACGAACAGUUCUAUCUGGUCGGAAUCACUAGCUUUGGACCAGUCAAUUGUGGAAUGAAAAAUAUGCCGACAGUGUACACCAAUGUAGUGAAAUACACCACAUGGAUCGCAAGUAAUUUAAAUUAA
This is a messenger RNA of Sabethes cyaneus, 1203 nucleotides long. RefSeq names its product CLIP domain-containing serine protease B4-like. Bases 1 to 1203 code for a protein of 400 amino acids. Gene Ontology annotation, molecular function: serine-type endopeptidase activity. The record is from RefSeq and is a predicted model, not a curated record. The transcript is spliced from 5 exons. Gene Ontology annotation, biological process: proteolysis. NCBI's taxonomy places the organism in Eukaryota, Metazoa, Arthropoda, Insecta, Diptera, Culicidae.